UGUCAUUCUAGUUAAAGAACGUAAUAUCCGCCUGAACACAUCCUGAACCAUUAACUGAAAAUGGCGCUACCUAUCCAGUAUUCAUGGUUCGUGAGAAGACAAACUCCAUCUCUUCUCCUUCCGCGUCUGCAAUUCCCCUCCAAAAUCAGGCUUACAGUCAGGGUUGAAUCAUCAGCACAAGACGAGAGCACAAAUGAAGGAAUUGAAGAGGGUUCCGAUUUAGCUCCUCCCAAGAAAUCAACCGAAGCCGGACUUGGCUUCGGUUCUUCUUCCCCUUCUUAUGGUAAACUCAGAGAAAAAAAGGGUACUAUAAGUAAUAAAAGGAAGGGUAAGAGACAUAGUGGGAGGGAUUCUUCUAUAAUUCGUCGAUCUCCAGUAGAGAAACCCUCCUUUCUCUCCCAACAAGGAGAAUCUCAGUCCGAGGAGCAGAACAGGAAUGAGAGCGCUUUUCUACUCACUUGGUUGGGUCUCGGUUCCCUUAUCCUCGUCGAGGGUAUUCUUCUUGCAGCAUCUGGCUUCCUGCCAGAGGCAUGGGAUCAAUUUUUCGUAAAAUAUCUGUAUCCAUCCUUCACUCCAACAGUUUUCUUGUUUGUGGGUGGUACAGUCACAUAUGGAGUUUUGAAGUACUUACAGAAUGAAGAAGAGAAAAGCUGAAGUCCCAUAUGGAGUUUUGAAUUACAUUUAGAAUGAGAAAAGGAAAAGCUGAAAAGACUUUAUUGCAAGUGCAAUGGCAGGGUUGUAAUGAGGCCUGCCCCAAGGGUUCUUGAUCAUUGAAUAUCUUCUUCUGAUUUCGCAUCUACCUUUAACAUUAUACAGAUGUACAAAUUGUAUUGCGAUGAAACCGAGUACAUAUGAAAAAGUUGCAGAUGACACGUAGAAAGAAUUAUUAUUAAGUUUGGGUAAAAAAUAUGAUGUACGAAUUGCACGGACAAGAUCAUUUCACUUGAAAAUAUGUUGGUGAAUUGAAUCGAGAAUCCAAUUCAGUAGUUGAAAAUAUGGUAUCACCAGUGGCUGGAGGACGUAUGCCCUUUUAUGUAUGAAAUAAUGACACUGGAGAACAGACCUUAUUUGUAUAUGAAUGGUGUUUUGGACCA
Molecule: messenger RNA, 1094 nt
Organism: Macadamia integrifolia
Lineage: Eukaryota; Viridiplantae; Streptophyta; Magnoliopsida; Proteales; Proteaceae
Product: protein LPA2-like
Exons: 2
Coding region: 61-654 (197 amino acids)
Cellular component (GO): chloroplast
Source: RefSeq, a predicted model, not a curated record